AUCACACUGAGUCAGACUUCAGUGAGGCAGCGGUGAGAGAGGAUCAUGCGGCGAACAAACUUUCUUUCCCAUCCGCUCCACCGCCUUCAUCGUCAUCGUCAUCAUCCUGUGAAUCCCACCAACCCCAGCUGAGGAAUUAUGUCAGCAAACAACACCACUUGGUCACCAGAGACGGGAGACGGCGAAUACACCUGCGUGCGCUUUUAUGUGUCCACCGUGUCCUUCUCGGUGCUGCUCUUCUUCAACUUCCUCAUCAACUCGACCAUAGUUCGCGUGGAGCGGCUCCGGAGUCAUGCCCGCUUCGUGCUGGUUUUCCACCUGCUUGUAUCCGCCCUGGUUUACCUGGGGAUGAGCAGUGUCUUCUACUAUCAGAUCCACCUAGGCGCGCGGCCAGGCCGCUCCGCCUGCCUGGCCAUGAUCACCAUCUUGAUCAGCAGCGCCUCCAACAUCCUGCUGACGCUCACGGCCAUGGCUCUGGACCGCUACUGCGCCGUGUGCCACCCCAUGCGCUACACCUCUACCUGCAUGUCGGGUCACUGGCCCUGGCUGCUGGGCGUGCUCACCUGGCUGGUGGCUUUGGUCAUUCCCCUAAGCUUGAUCCUCAACCCAGACUCCUCCAACACCACCACCGGGGACAACUAUAACGGGGAGUGCGGCCGGGAACAGCUGAAGAAAGGCGAGCUGCAGAAGGUGCUGUUCAUAGGUUUGUGCACGCUGCUCAUCCUGUACAGCUACGUGAGGAUACUAGUAGAGGGGCGGCGGUUAGGAGUGCUGAACCGGCGGAACCGGGCCGGGUGCAGGACAAUAGCACUGCAUGGGAGCCAGCUGGCUGUGUACAUCCUCCCCAACUUUGUGAACUUCGUGCUGACGAUAUUGUUCAAACGGGGGCUCAUACAGCCAGAGACUAAACAGCUGUCAGCCGUGGUUAUAUUUGCUUUCUUCAGUUUGGCGCAGUGCGUUGCGCCGGUUGUUUACGGUUUGCGCAAAGAGGAACUACUGGAGCAGCUGAGUCGCAGGUUCCCCUGCUGCUCCCGAUACUUGAAGAGUGCCCUCGGCUGGACUGUGAACGUAAACUGGACACAAACCCAACCAAAAACAAGGUUCUUUUUACUCCCUUUUCCCCCCUCAGGGAGCGAACACUGACAGCCCAGACGAUCAUUUCCCUCGAGGUCCCGCAAGUCCCACAGGAGGAAGAAACAUCGCCGAUGCCAGUCAGGAGUUCCUCACAUGACUUGCACUCAUGUCAAGACGAUUCGGACAACGCGUGACGAGGGAAAAGGCAGGUCAAUGUCAGGAUCAAGACAGCCACAGGAACAUUUGGAUAAGUGGCUGUUCUCAUUUCAGGCCUGAAAGGAAUUAAAGGAACCGCCUUGGACACAAUCAUCCUGAUCCAUAAGGUUUCUUCCUCACCAGAGAACAUUAAGACCUGGAAGUGCAUCAGUGUCACGCCACCACAUCAGCAUGUUUAUACUUUGCUAAAACCUUUUGUCAGGGGAGCACAAGGUGAAGCUGCUCGCUGGCCAACAGCAGAAGACAGGACGGUUUCCGAAGAAGUGGGUAGUUCUCUUAUUGUACAUUUUCCUGGCUGGUCCAGGAAAUCUUCAGGACAUCUCUGGCCUCUACAAACAGCCCUGCAUCAUUUGGGAUUGAAAUGAUUGGGAUGGAGGAUAGACUUAAACAUACCAUCCGGUGAAUGUUGUUUCUAUGUUUGUUCAACCUUGUGGAUAUUAAAAAAUUGUGAGUUUAA
Messenger RNA from Micropterus salmoides (largemouth bass), 1747 nucleotides. RefSeq lists its product as uncharacterized. The record is from RefSeq and is a predicted model, not a curated record. The coding region runs from base 139 to 1143 and encodes 334 amino acids. Lineage: Eukaryota; Metazoa; Chordata; Actinopteri; Centrarchiformes; Centrarchidae. Gene Ontology annotation, biological process: G protein-coupled receptor signaling pathway. Gene Ontology annotation, cellular component: membrane. Gene Ontology annotation, molecular function: G protein-coupled receptor activity. The transcript is spliced from 2 exons.